AAACACCCCAAAACAGACGAUAAGACCAACAACGGCUUAAGACAAACAACGGCAAGGCUCGACAUCUCGGACAGGUUACACCCGAGUUAUGGAACAAUAAAAGAAAAUACAUCAUAAAGGAAAGGCGCUAAGCAGGAGUAAUUCUGCCAACUCUUCUCCCAUCGCCCUCCGUGGCAUCUCCGUGUAUUCGAAGAAGGCGAAUCGUGAACCGCGAAUACGCGGGGGGAUUCCUGUAAUGGCGUCUUCCCAAUCCCACGCGUGACCUCGAUCGGGUCUCGUGACUAUUUCAUUUUCUGCAAGUCAUUGCUCUGCGUGACAAUAUGCAAUAGUUACGUUGUCGGUACUUUAUAGAACGCACCCGAAAUGGCUGAUGGCUUCCCGCAAACUCACAGGAGAAAGCGAGCCUUUCGCCGCGCCAAGUGGAAAUGAGGCGGCCGCGAAAUGCACUCGUCGCACAAUGGCCGAGAUGGACGCUGUGAAAGGCUUUUUGGUUUGCGCUGGCACACGCUUGCUGGAGUCGGGCGCGCGCGCACGCAAAGCGGGGGGCGGGGAAAGCAGAUUCGUGCAAUGACAUCAUCACUUUUCUUCGAGGCAAACACUGAGGAGGAGGACAGCGCGAAGAAAUGAGCCCAGCACGCUCUCCGUUUCGGGCCGACCGGCGUCGACGAGGACCUCCGGGAAGAUGAGCUCGCUUCCGUCGCCGGGAGAGCGAGCCGCCUGACGGCUGUGUGAAUCCUCCUCACGGCUCAAAGGGAGAGCGGAAGCCACAGAUGAGAAGGAUGUCGGACGAGGCGGAGCGGAGAGCGCGCGGCGAGGACUUUUGCGAGGACGACGGCGGCGGCGGCGGCGGGGAGGACGACGGCGGCCAGCUGGCGGACCGGCUGAAGGAGCUGGAGGCGGAGAAUUCUGCACUGAUGCUGGCCAAUGAGAGUCAGAGAGAAGCGUACGAGAGAUGCCUGGAUGAGGUGGCCAACCACGUGGUCCAAGCUCUGCUCAACCAGAAGGACCUGAGGGAAGAAUGCAUCAAGUUGAAGAUGCUGGUGUUCGACCUGGAGAAACAGAACCGAGCGCUUUGUGAGCUUUUUCAGCAGAAGCUGCCCGAUCAUCCCACGGCGCACUACCAGGUCCAGGCGGGACCCCUCCCAGUCUGCAAUGCGGAACUGCACGGUGACCGUGCCAAGCAUUUGGAGGCUGCUCAGACCGAAGCGCAAGCCGAGGUCUUUCGUGAUGCUGAUGGAAUUCCCUUUCUGUCCUGUCCAAAGGGGAACGGUUACCGCACUCAGCACGCCUCUCCGGGCCCUCGGGGCCCUCGGGGCCCCGCCGCCUCCAUGGAGGCUCUUUCUCCCUUCUUUAAGAAGAAAGCACACAUCCUGGAAGUCCUGCGCAAGAUGGAGGAGACGGACCCUCUCAAGUUCCACCCGGCCACGGCGAGCUUGUCUUUCUGCGACUACAGCCAGGUGCUCGUGUCCACAGAGGCCGUUUUGGCCUCGGCGGACCAGCUGCAGCGCAAAUCCCAGCACACGCGCUGCCAUUGCUCCCGCGCAGAUGCCGACACGCUCCGACACGUCAACGGGGACGAGGCGCUGAUGUGUGAGGGGGGGGACACCUGCUGUCUACACUGCAAGAGGAACCCAGACGGGCCUCUGAAGCCAUCCGCCACCCAGAGCUGCGCUGCGCCCGCAGCCGCCGAAUGUCACGCGAACAGCCGAACGACGGAAUGCGUACCGCUACCCAAACAGUGCGCCGAGAACGACUCUCACCCGAAACCGGCAAACGGUGUUGCCGAGCUGAGCCCGGAGGAAACGGAGGACAGCGGAGAACUCACCGGCUUCUGUCCAGCCCCUCAGCUACCCGGUUCAGAAGGCGUCCAGAUCUCCCGCUGUGACCCCGAGGCCGGCCCUUCCCUCGACGCCACGUCCGACGACGAGAAGGACGGCGCGGAUCCGGAGGCCCGCGCUGUGCGAGCCGGCGCUUCCGUGAGCCCGAUCCCCUCCUGUUUCAGUGACGUCAAAGCCGCCGCCGUCAACUCGCCGUCCAAACUUCUCAAGUUCCUGAAGAUCCCCUCCAUAGGGGACAGGUGUCAGGCCUCGAGUCCCGCCGUCCGCUUAAGCCCCCAACUCACCCGUAGCUCCAGGAUCCCUUGUCGCACCAACAACUACGAGGUGUACCACUCUCCCGUUCCCACCCGUCGAGCCACCACCACAGAGCGGUGCAGGCAGCCGCCGCCGCCGCCCACCAGGUCUGAGUCUUACCCCGCAACCCACUCCGCCCCGACCCCCCGCCCCCAACCUGAAGACACCUGCCUCCCCCCUGCUAAAGACGCGAGUUUCAGCAGCUUAUCUGCAUCCAAAACUAAGAUGGUUGCUCCCUCCCCCUCCCCCAAAGUAGCUCAGAGUAUACCGCAUUAUGAAAACAUAUGUGACUUGUCCAGUAACCCACAAGCGGAGGAGCCCCCUCACGCUCUCGAGAAAAGAACCACUCUUCCAUCUCAAACGAAAACCAACGGUGCCGAAAGGAAACAGGUCAAAUCGCUUCCCGAAAGUGUCCUCGGUGCCUCUCCCCAGCGAAAGCGGUCAUCGUCCUCUACGUCUGAGUCCGCAUCAGAGGAUGAAGCGGAUUCCGACAGUCCCGUGUGGGGGAGCCAUCGCAGCCUGCCCAACUCAUCGGCGCUCGCCGACGCUCAGUGUAGCGCCGACUUCUCGCAAAUCCCAGAGGACGUCAUUGCACAGAGCUGCGAGGCUACCCGGCCACCGCCGCCUCCAGCCAGAAGAAACGACUCGUCUUCCAUCCCUAAGAGGCCCGCGCCGAGGUCUCAAGCUGAUUCCGGUCACCACCCGUUCAAAGACAGGCUGGCUGCGCUGGGCAAGCUGAGGGGCUCGGAGGAUUUGCCGGCGGGCGUAAGGUCGCUAGGCGCGGCGAGCGAGGCAGCCGAGGACGGUGAGACGGAGCAAAGACAUUCAAAGUGCACAGACUCUUUGGAUGGGAAAGCCUGGGGUAGCAGCGGGGGGCUGAAGUACCCAGGCUCCUCUCAGCUUUAUGAACAAGGAGGAAAAUCCACAAAUUCAAGUCUGGUCAAACAGGAGCUCUGUGUGAGCUCCAAGAGCAAGAUCGGGCUACCGUCACCGAAUGCCGACGCUACGCAGGUACUGCGUAACAACGUCAAGUGUCCCGGCUCGCUCAAUCUGUCCUACAGUGUGAAACCCGGUACUCAAAGUAGCAACAGUCCCAACAAAGUCCCCCCAAAGUCUCCGUCCAAACCUUGCCAGAGUCCCUCCGUCCACAGGGGAGGCAAACCCACAGACACCCCGCGGUACUCCUCCAAGUCAGAGGAGAGAGCCAAAAUCAGCGGCAAAGGCAAAAAGAAUCCGAUGUACGGAGACAGCCUCCCGCCGCCUCCUCCCAGGCCUCCGGCAUCCGAAGGGGAACGAGCGCCAGCGCCCGUGCCCAGCCCGCCGUCGGCCAUAGAGCAGAAAGUGAUGAAGGGCAUCCGGGAGAACGUGCUCAAACUCCAAGAGCAGGACCGAGGGGUGCAGACCAGCGAGGCCAAGCAGAAGCCGUCCAACGGGAUCGCCAGCUGGUUCGGACGCAAGAAGAGCAAGCUGCCCGCCCUGAGCCGCAAGGCGGACGCCGCCAAAGCCAAAGAGGAGAAACGGGAAUGGAAGAUUAACAUCCCGUCGGUGGGCAAGGACUCGGUCAAGAUGACCGGCAGGUGUCGAGAAGGGGUGGAAGGUCUGAACAUCUCCACGCUGAUGGAGAAGGCGGAGGGACUGCGGAGGGCGCUGGAGGAAGAGAGGGCGUACGUGGAGAGGUCGGGCAGGGGUCACUCGUGCGAGGUGGUGAUGGACCAGGCUCAGGGACAGCUGGCCGUCAUGUAUCGGGGCGGGCGCUCCGACAACUUCAUGCAACAGCUGCUGAACAGAGUGGAUGGCAAGGAAGCCUCGGGCGUGCCGCAGCGGAGGCUCUCGUUCGACUGCAAGACUUCCAGGCCUGCGUUCGCUCAGCAAAGCGACAUGGUCAUCGGUCACACCGGCGGCAGGGACGGCGCGGAAAAGGCGUCGCGUCGACCGGGCAAGAUCACGUCGGACGAGGACCUCGUGGAUUCAGUUCACUCGCAACACUUUGCAGGUUCCGUCGCUUCCACGUACACGCUGGACAGCGGAAUCGGCACGUUCCCGCUACCCGACUGCGGCGACUGCGACGGCGGGGCGCCGGCUCGGGGCCUGUCCAAGACCGCGGCCGAGCGGCGCCCCUCGGGCUCGCCGGGGAGGCCCGGGCGACGGGCCCGCACCUUGGACCGGGAGCCCACGCCGCAGGAGGAGCGCUACGCGGCGGCGGCGGCGCCCAAGCGGGCUCUUCCCGACGCGGCGCAGCACGGCUCCAAGGAGGCGAGGGCGGCCGGCGUCGCCGGGGAAGACAAAGAGGCCCGCGGACCGCACGUGUUCUCGCCUCGCUCCAAGACGUGGACCUUCGCCAACCUCAAGACUCCGGCGGGACCCGCAGACGUGUACCUGGCCGUGGAGGAGGAAGAGGAGGAGGUGGUGUCCUUCGGCACGCCCUUCAGAGCGAACCUGAAAGCCAGCGGCCCGUCUUCCAGCCACGCGGCGGAGCCCGGCGGCUCGCCCGGCCCGGCCCAGUCGGGAAUGAGCCGCCGGGGGAAGUACCGCGCCCCCGGCGUUCCGGAGAUGAGCCGGGAGGCCGGGCUGGAGCUGCUCAGGGAGCGGCCGGAGGAAGCGCCGUCGCCCGGCCGGCCGCGGGUUCCCGAGACGCCCGAGUCCCUGAGCGACUCGCUCUACGACAGCCUGUCGUCGUGCGGCAGCCAAGGAUGAUCGGCGCGCCGGAGAAUCCGGAUUACCAAAUCGCGAGCGGGCGAGGACGACGAGACUUCUCCUCAGGAUCUCCGGUCCGGAGCG
Messenger RNA from Phycodurus eques (leafy seadragon), 4910 nucleotides. It is a transcript of the gene nckap5l, whose product is annotated as NCK-associated protein 5-like. Gene Ontology annotation, biological process: microtubule bundle formation; microtubule depolymerization. Gene Ontology annotation, cellular component: microtubule plus-end. Lineage: Eukaryota; Metazoa; Chordata; Actinopteri; Syngnathiformes; Syngnathidae. The coding region runs from base 771 to 4826 and encodes 1351 amino acids. The record is from RefSeq and is a predicted model, not a curated record. The transcript is spliced from 13 exons.